Molecule: messenger RNA, 2413 nt
Organism: Labrus mixtus (cuckoo wrasse)
Lineage: Eukaryota; Metazoa; Chordata; Actinopteri; Labriformes; Labridae
Exons: 2
Coding region: 172-1263 (363 amino acids)
Biological process (GO): G protein-coupled receptor signaling pathway
Cellular component (GO): membrane
Molecular function (GO): G protein-coupled receptor activity
Source: RefSeq, a predicted model, not a curated record
UGCUUAUUGUUUGGCUACCCGGCUGCACGCUGCUCUUCUGCUGUCUAAUGUAGCCGAGCCGCAACACCUCUGCCUAUGGGCUACUUUUUGCUCACUUAAGAUGUCUUCCAACCUAGUUUCGCCCCACGUGCUGUGAGUUUUUGUUUCACCCAUGGCUCUGUGAAGGAAAAAAUGUAUUCAAACUACUCAACUCCUAUCGACUCCAAUCUUUCAGGCGUUGACCCCCAGAGGCUGCACGAGCUCACUCACCGGAAUGUCAAAGUAAGCAUUAUCAUCGUUCUGGGCGUGAUGAUCACUGUGGGAAACAUUGCGGUGCUUUUGGUUAUCACUUCCUCCGUGGCUGGUUGGUCGAGAAACUCUCGGUACUUUCUGCUCUCUCUCACUGCUGCAGACUCUGCAUUUGGACUGCUGGUCAUGCCGUUGAAUCUGUGGGUUAGUCUGCUGAAGGACUACACUGAGGGCCCGGAUGCUCUUUGUCACGUCGUGGCCUUUUGCAAUGCCACCGUGUACUCCACCUGCAUGUACACACUGGCCACGAUAAGCCUGGAGAGGUACAUAGCAGUGUUUUACCCGCUGCAGUACUCCUCUCUGAUGACCAGAAAAAGGGCACUGCUCCUGAUUGCCUUCGCCUGGUGCUUCCCUCCGUUUUUACUGUCGCCAGUUUCAAUCCCAGGUGGCAUUAUCCAGGUUCAUUUUUCUACUGCUUCACUGGUUUGCAAUCCGUCCUACUCCACAAACGCUGGAUACUCCCUGAGCCUGUUGUGUUUAAUAUUUUUCCCCUGCUCCAUCAUCAUGACAUACGCCAACCUGAGAGUGUGGUGCGCAGCCAAGAGACAGAGACUGAAACUGCGCAAAUAUGACAGUGCGCGUCGCAGCAGGCACAAUGUGGCAUCCAGGGUUCUCGUGCCUGUUAUGGCAGCCUACUACACCUGUUGGACACCCUGCAUGGCAGCUAUGAUCUACAAUGCAGUAUCAGGAAGCAGCGUACCAGAGUGGAUUGAAUUUGUGGUGGUCUGGCUGCCAACAUCCAAUGGUUUCCUCAACUGCAUCUUCUACUUCUGGAUAAACCGAAGCUUCCGUAGGAAAUUCAGGCUUGUCCUCCAACAGCUGACUCUGUCCAUUUGCCCCAAACUGGCCAACUCCUUUGGGUGCUGCAGCUCUUCAAACGCACAGUUCGUGUCAGGAAUACACAACAAUAACAACAGUGUUCAUGAGCGAUCCUCCAGUGUAUCAUCCACCUGCACAUUGUUGAGUUUAGCUUAGGAGAAAGACCACCUUCAGGCAGGGUAAGGGACGAGGUCAGUGACCUCUCUGGGGUCUUUUAUUGUCCCCCAGGCUGUCAGCUAAAGCCAGAUAUCAGCAUGUCCCUCUACAAGGUACCAAGGGUAAGAAAUGAAGGAAUGGGUUGAUGCAUAGUGAGGUUAUGAUGGCAAGAUUUGAAACAACCACUGUACAGUCUUUAUCAUUAUAAUUUAAGUUAUAUUGAUUAUUGUACAUUUCUCCUUUUAUUUUAUUUUAUCCAUUUUCAUACUGAUCAGUUUUCAGUUGACUGCAACACGGGCUCAAUUUAUAACUUAUUCUAUUUUUGUUUUGUUUUACGUUAGCACACAACUUUGCCAGGACUUGAUUUACUUCAAAGACGGCUUCUUAAACCACUGUUUUAGUUGUUUUAUAGUCAGCCAUCAACCUUGCCUGUGCCCCAGAAAUGUUUGCCUUUAUUCUGCAGACAUUUAUAAAAUCAGUGUUUUAAUAGUUUAAACUUGGUGCGUUUAGAUGUGUUGCCUUAGUCAACGUAUUUCACCCUAAAUGUCUCAGGUUAGUCAACUGGUUCAUAACAAGAAACUGAUAUUUUUACUGCUGUUCAUACGAGACAUUUGUGAGCUUACUAUCUGAUUACAAGCACUUUGAAGGAUUGAGGACAUCAGCCUCGCCUUCAAUUUGUUCUCUGCGUCAAAGACCUUGGCAUAUAACAGCUGGGAGAAGUUAACCUUUAAGUCACGGCAUUUCAGAGUAUGCAAGGAGGAAAGUAAUUAAAUAGCUACAGUGGAGAAAGGUCAUCGCAUUUAUGCUGGCAAGAGAUGACUUGGCUAACUUCUGUGGCUGUGGUUGUUUAUUUUGAGAUAAUAAGUUGAUCUAACUGAUAUGAUGCAGAAUCAAACAUUUUAUGCAACUUAUUUUAGAGUUGGAGUUGCUCCUUGGUGACACUAUGGCAAAUGCCGGCCCGCCAAAAAAAAAAAGUCAAAUGUCUUUUAUGUGUUGGGCAUCACAAGAGCUGUCACGGCUUUAUGUGAAAAACUGUCCCAGCUUAAUUAUGUAAAUGUUUUGUUAUGUUUCUAAAUGCCACAUUUUUAAAAAAGAUGAAAAAGUGUUUAAUGGUUUCUGGAUAUCUAUGAAAUAAAGUAUCAUGUCGAAA